Messenger RNA from Triplophysa dalaica, 5285 nucleotides. RefSeq names its product semaphorin 7A (gene sema7a). Gene Ontology annotation, biological process: semaphorin-plexin signaling pathway; integrin-mediated signaling pathway; positive regulation of axon extension. The coding region runs from base 111 to 2030 and encodes 639 amino acids. Lineage: Eukaryota; Metazoa; Chordata; Actinopteri; Cypriniformes; Nemacheilidae. The transcript has 14 exons. Gene Ontology annotation, molecular function: chemorepellent activity; semaphorin receptor binding; integrin binding. The record is from RefSeq and is a predicted model, not a curated record.
CCUAUGCAGACUAUAAAGUCAACUCUCCGACUGACUGGGAUGGGCGGGGAUGUUACGCAUGUUACCGUUUGUCAAAACGGGUUUGAAGAACAUUCUUGGAGACCGUCCGAAUGUCGGACCAGAGACGGGGAUCUGGGAUCAGGAUCAUGCCCCUGAAACGGCGUCUGACGUCUCGAUGGUUUAUUUGUGGAUUGUGGUUUCAACUUGUUUUUUCUGAAGACGCUUCUAAGCCUAGAUUAACACUUCAGCAAGAUGAUCCUCUACUAUACAAUAGAAACUAUAGCCAUACAGUCUUGUUUCAUGAAAAAGGAUCCAAUAUUCUGCUUGUGGGAGGUUUAAACUUUGUGCUCCAGGUUGACCUUGAAAAUGGUGAAAAUGAGACCUUCAUCUUGAAUCCAAAAUUGCAACCAUUUUUUGAAGAUAAGUCUUGUGAGAACGUUGUGACAGUAAUUGAGCUAUUUCAAAAUAGCACAUUAGUAUGCGGAACAAACGGAGAAAACCCGAUGUGUUGGACACUGUUUUACGAUAAAAACAAUAGUUCUGUUGAGGUUAAAGAGUUUGGAGAUGGCACUGGAAUCUCACCUCACAUGUGUACACAAAACUCCUUAUGCCUGACCGCAGAUGGAGAUCUCUAUGCUGCAGCUCCUUUGUACAGUGAUGGGGCUCUUCUCCAGUUUCGUAGACGGGCUGGAAAUCGCAUCAAUUUAUGGAUGCAUGAUCAGUGGCUCUCAGAACCCACCUUCAUCUCCAGUUUUUUGGCCGAGCGCAAUGACGAUCCAACAAACGAGAAGAUUUAUAUCUUAUUUCGUGAGAAAAAUACAGACACCAGUCCAGAUGCGGAUCCGUGGAUAUCCAGGGUGGCCAGAGUGUGUAAGGUUGAUGAAGGUGGUCCCAAGCAGUACCUCCAGAACAUUUGGACAUCCUUCCUCAAGGCAAGGCUUGUAUGUGGGAUUGCCGGAGAAUCGCUGUACUUCAACCGUCUGCAGGACAUUUUUGUUGUGCAUGCUGAGAACUGGACAGACUCGAGGGUGUACGCACUCUUCUCCAGCAGCUGGAACUCUACCGCUGUCUGCAUAUAUUCCUUGAAAGACCUCGAUGCUAUCUUUGAGAAUUCUGCUUUCAAAGAUUAUGUUGGAAAAAUUCCCAGCACAAGACCUGGAACAUGUGUGAAAAACAGCAACUCCAUUCCCAUCUCUACUCUCAAUAUCAUUAAAGACUACCCAGAGAUGCAGGACUGGAUUCGUCCUAUCGAUAAAGACACGCCGUUCUUCAUGAGCAAAACCAACUAUACCAAGAUAGCGGUUGACAAAGUCAUAGCUUCAGAUGACCUUGUUUACAACGUGUUGCUGUUGGCCAAAGACAAUGGCAUGAUCCUCAAAGUCCUCGAGAAUGACACGAAAGCCUUCAUCAUCUCCGAAACACGGCUUUACAAUGGCUCAUCACCAGUGCAGGCUAUGAAACUGGAUUCUGAAAUUAGCAAGCUUUUUGUAGGAUAUCCUGGUCAGAUUUCUGUGUUAGACCUUCAGAGAUGUCAGGAUUACAACGCAUCCUGUGAGUUUUGUGUUCUGUCCCGAGAUCCCUACUGCGCUUGGACUGAACAUGGAUGCACAGCCCAAACUAAAGGAGGAAUACAAAACAUUGCUGAUGGAAACACAUAUGUAUGUGAUCAGAAACAAGAAAGACGAUCCAAACGAGACUCAAGACUAUCAUAUGUCCCAUCCGUUCGGCAUUCUGUGCCCACCGAGGUUCCUUUUUACCUCUCCUGCCCUGUCGAUUCCCACCACGCAACCUACAGAUGGAAACAUGGAAACAAGAGCACCACAUGCCAGCUGACCCAAUCCGAUUGUCUCCUUCUCAUUCCGUCAAUGACAUCAGAGGAUUACGGCAUUUACAAGUGCAUUUCCCACGAGCGCGAUUACACAAGAAUUGUGAAGGAAUAUUACCUUGACCCUGAGCAUGUUGCUGACAGUGCUUUCAAUCUCAAAUCCACAAUGGCCACAUUGGUCAUGGUUGCCAUUUAUCUCUUCUAGCUUUAAGGUCAAUGCAGUUUUACAAAUGUCAGCACCUUCUCAAGCAUUUCCAGUUGCCUGUAACCUUAGAACAUCAUUAAACACACAUUGCUUGACGCAUAAUCCUAUACUAAGCGUUGGCUUGUGGUUUAUGGGCAAUUAAAUAUGCAAUGUGCAAUCCAAGUCAAGCAGCAAUUCUACUUAUCCGAGUGAACGGCUUCUAAAAAUGAGAAAAAAUGUAGGGCGGGACUUGUUUUCGUCCGUCGAGAACUGAUUGGAUAAAUGUUAAUUGCCUAUUGCUAAACGUUGUGAUCUUUUCACGGGCAGAAACGAGUCUCCGAAAGCCCCGCCCUUGCGCCAUUAGAUGUGACAGGAAGGAAAGGGCACAUGCAUAAAAAAAAUAUGAAGUGCACAGAUAAGCAAUUUGUAAAUAAACUACAAUAUUCCAUGAAAGAUGAGAGCCUUCAAUUUCACUGUGACUUUAAAGCUAUAGUUUGGUCAGCAGGCUAACGCUAAUAUGCGCAGUUCAGUCUAAAACGGAUAGUAAAUAGGUAAAGAAAAGGCGAUGGGUGUCCUAAGAACUUUAUGUGGAACUCAUUUUACACACCAUGGAUGCCUCUAACUAAUCCCUUAACUAUUUCACAAAGCUAUGCUAAAACUAGCAACGACGUGACGGUCUGUUCCUAAAAAGGUUACUGAAGUACCAAAGACUUUUGGGAGAGAGUCUGAUAAAGUUAGAUGGUGCGACUGAACGUACUAUUGUAUAUUAUUACUUAAAUCGGCCGUGACAUCGGAAAGUAAAGCUGUUUCUUCAUAACGGCUACGCCCCAUCCCACCCAAAACGUUAGCUAUAACGUUUUUAACAUUGCUCUGUAUUUAACAUUUGACUGUUACAACUAUAGCAAUCAAAAUCCAUUUCAAUUUAAAGUACUUGCACACAUGCAGUGAAACUGCUUCACUCUGGUUUAAAUAAACAUGUUAUGUCCGUAUUUGUAGAGGCAGAUGUAGUUAUUGUUAUAUUUAUCUGUAUAGUUAGCGUUCUUGGUGGGAUUAGGUUACUAUGACCAAGUGAUUAACAGUGAUGGGUCCCAGGGUUCCGAUUAAGUAUCGGCAUUUCUGAAAAGGCGAGUUAAGUGUCCAAUUUUGGCAAAAAAGUGAAAAUGGGACUUCACAAAAUAACCAUAGUCAAAAUAAUUUAGUAAUCAAUGCACCAAAAAACAUGGUAACUACAUUUUUAUUGCAAAAAAAACAUGGUUAUUUUCGCAAAGGCAAGGCAAGUUUAUUUCUAUAGCACAUUUCAUACACAAGGGCAAUUCAAAGUGCUUUACAUAAAAUGAUUGACAGAAAGAAAUAAAAUGUAUCUUUAAAAUGCAAAUGAUUUAAGAUCACAAAUGCUUUAGAUUUUAAGAAACAAUAAAACACCAAUAAAAUUGAUUAAAAAUGUGAGUGUAUAUAUAAAAAGAAUAAGAGCAAAAUAAAAUAAAUUAGAAAUAGAAGUGCAGUUGAUGUGAACCAGCACAGUGCUCAAGUUGUGACUGCACAGCUAAACGAGUGUGUCUUUAAUCUGGAUUUAAAAGUAGCUGCUGUUGGUGAACAUCUGAUGUCUUCUGGAAGCAGAUUCCCAGCUACGGGUGGCGUAAUGCCUUAACGCUGACUCGCCCUGUUUUGAGUGAACCCUUGUUAUCUCUAACUGACUUGAUCCUGAUGAUCUGAGAAGUCUGUUUGGUUUAUAUUCAAUGAGCAUAUCUGAGAUGUAUUUAGGUCCUACACCAUUGAGUGAUUUAUAGACAAUUAAUAAUACUCUGAAGUUGAUUCUAAAAGUAACUGGUAACCAGUGUAAGGACCUGAGAAUUGGAGUGAUAUUUUUCAGAUAUUUUUCAGAAGUGCAAAGGAGCACUUCUACCCCUUAAGGCCCUCUAAGUCACAAUAUAGUGAUAUGUGGUCCGUUUUAGAAGGACAUUAUUUAAUUAUAGCAUUUAAGAGCUGAAAUCAUGUGUUACCAAAGGCAGGGUGUUGCUGGUAAACAUAAAUCUAGAUCAUUUGUAAGAUUGCAACCUUUGAUCUGUAUGACGUUCUGGCUAUCAUUUCUCUAUUUUGUUAUUUUUGCACUGUUUCCAGCACUACGUUUCGCUUUAGGACUGGGUUUAGUUUGUGAGGAUAUAGUGUUCAACAGAAAUUUUUAGGUGUUGUCAUAUUCAUGAGGAAGCCAAUCUGAGGUGUGAUCAUGUUGAAAGACAUUUUGGCAACAGCAGAGGGGAUUCUGGGUGUGGUGGUCAACAUGAUAGGCUUCAUGCUGUGCAAAUUGGAAAGAACAGUGGUUGCAUUUGCUAGAAUGUAAAAAUGAAGAAUUUAGGGAUAGUGUUUCGGUAGCUUAUAUGGCUACGCUAAAUGCUAGUCGUACCAAGGUUUUGAGGUAAAUUCUAAGGUUGUGUACCAUCAGCUAAAUGUACAGCUUGAAUGCAGCAUAAUUUGUUUCGCUUGCCAAUGUGUUGAGCGAAAUCCAUAAAGGAUAUUUACGACAAGCUGACUGUACAGUACUUUGGACUGACUUUUAUGGUUGCUAGCACUUUUAUCUUACCUAAUUAGUUGUAAUCGAAGUAGUCAGCUUUACUGUACAUGACCCCUGAAUGGGUUUUUUCUGUGAAAAUGUGCAGGACUGUACAUUAUUCUGAGUAUUACACAGCGACUUGGCAAAUGACGACAAAAUUGAAUUUGAAAAUUGAAUAUUUUUUUCGUGGUUAGAUUUUAUUCAUGUUUGUAAUUAAAAGGAUAGUUCAGCCAAACAAGAAAAUGCUGUCACUAUACUCACCCUCAAAUUGUUUCGAACCUGUAUUAAUAUCUUUGUUCUGAACAGAAAAGGAGAUAUUUGGAAGAAUGUGUGAAGAGUUAUGGUGCACCAUUGACUACCAAUGUAGUUUUUACCCUACUCUGGAAGUCAAUGGUACCCAGAACUGUUUGGUAAAAAUCUUUCAAAUAUCUUAUUUUGUGCUCAGCAGAACACAAACUUUAUACAGGUUUGGAACAACUUGAGGGUGAGUAAAUGAUGGCAGAAUUUUCAUUUUUUCCUGAACUAUCCCUUUAAAAUUUGGCGGUCAUUUGAACUAUAUAGUAUAGUAUCUCCUCCCAGAAUGUGAAACCAUAAAGUCCUGUAAUAUUUUAUAAAUGUAACAUUAUUUUUCCUGUUUAAUUGCUGAUAUUUCUCAACUGUACUUAAUUUAUGUGAAAAUGUUCUUUAUUUUAAAGCUAAUAAAAUGAUAUAUAUUUUUUAUCACUUAA